Puccinia graminis f. sp. tritici CRL 75-36-700-3 is the source of this 603-nucleotide messenger RNA. RefSeq lists its product as uncharacterized. The transcript has 3 exons. Lineage: Eukaryota; Fungi; Basidiomycota; Pucciniomycetes; Pucciniales; Pucciniaceae. The record is from RefSeq and is a predicted model, not a curated record. Bases 1 to 603 code for a protein of 200 amino acids.
AUGAGCUGGAUCUACAAACGCUUAAUUCUUUUGCACUACCAUGUAAAUAUAGCAUCUCUCCGGGAUCGUGCCCCCGCUCCAGGUUUCUACGAACUCUCCGGUUCAGAAUGGCGUCCACAAUCUAUGUGUGCCAGUGCAGCUGGCUCGGGGGAAAGGGAGACGAUCAUCCCCGUGAGGACAGACCCGCGGGGACAUCCUAAGACGAAAACGAGGUGCAUGAACAUAUCCGGAUCCGUCGCUGGUCACGGGGGUCCUCAAGUGACCGCCACCCGAUCCGAGCGGGGUCCGGACUGUCCAUCUGCUCGACAGGCUUUGUGCCGCCGAGCAAGCUCAACCUGCUGGGAAACCUACAACAAACCAAAACAACACAAACCAGAACAGAACAGAACAGAACAAGACUGCAAUCCAAGCCAACUCAAGCCUCGAUUCAACACUCAAAGAUGGCACAUCGGCUUCGAUACCCUCACCUCCGCAUGGUGGGAACAACACAAUAAAAAGGUACUGUCUUGUUUUCUUCUGGAAGAAAUCCGGGCUUGGACUUAUAAUAUACCCGUCUGGAUCUCUUUUCUUUUCUUCUUCUUAGAAAUUGUGGUCGACCGUUAG